Molecule: messenger RNA, 1203 nt
Organism: Pleurotus ostreatus (oyster mushroom)
Lineage: Eukaryota; Fungi; Basidiomycota; Agaricomycetes; Agaricales; Pleurotaceae
Exons: 5
Coding region: 1-1203 (400 amino acids)
Cellular component (GO): plasma membrane; Golgi apparatus; endoplasmic reticulum
Source: RefSeq, a predicted model, not a curated record
AUGGGUCUCUUCAACAGGAAGAACAAUGGGCAGGACUCAAAUAAUUCUGACGAUACCUCGGACAUCAAGAAGGAGAAAGGUGGCUGGAGGAGACCAGCAAAUACGGCCUUCAAACAGCAGCGGUUGAAGGCCUGGCAGCCAAUUUUGACCCCCAAGACCGUUUUACCCACCUUCUUCAUCAUUUCGGUCCUCUUUGCACCAAUAGGUGGGCUCCUCAUCUGGGGCUCCUCUAUGGUAUCGGAAAUCACUAUCGACUACACGGGAUGCGAGAACCUUCAAUCCUCGACACCACAAAGUCUCUCGUUUACUGUCGUGCCCUCGGACAAAUACUCAUAUCAUCUACGUGCUGCCGAUUCCAGCGCUGCCAGCCGUGUCACCCCGCCGCAGUAUGCGCGCGUUACCGACUCAAACGCUCCUGUCGGAGAACAGGAUCAAUGCAUCCUUCGGUUCGAUAUCCCGGCAGACAUGUCGCACACCGUUCUACUGUACUACAAGAUGACAAAUUUCUACCAAAACCACAGAAGAUACGUCAAGAGUUUCGAUUCCGAUCAGCUGAAGGGGAAGGCUGUCAGUAUCAAAGACCUACGAGACAGCGACUGUAAACCACUUGAUGUUGACAGUAACGGGAAAGCUAUCUAUCCUUGCGGCCUCAUCGCUAACUCUUUGUUCAACGAUACCUUUUCCGACCUCACACUCAUUCCCGAAUCGGAUGGAGCCAAUUUCACAUAUGCCUUUAGCUCCGACAACAUUGCGUGGCCGGGUGAACACAAGAAAUACACCAACAAACCUGAUUACGAUCCCUCGGCCAUUGUACCUCCGCCCAAUUGGCAGAAACGUUUCCCUGAUGGAUACAACGAGUCCAAUAUCCCCAGGCUAGCUGAUGAUCAGCACUUCCAGAAUUGGAUGCGUACAGCUGGUCUUCCCACCUUCACCAAGUUGUAUGGAAGGAACGACAAUGACAAUCUGCCGAGGGGACGCUACGAGAUGAGAAUCAACACAAAUUAUCCUGUACAGACGUAUAAGGGUACCAAGUCGAUAGUUAUAUCAACGGUCGCCUGGAUAGGUGGGAAGAACUCUUUCUUGGGCUGGGCGUAUGUUGCCGCCUCCGGUGUCUUCAUGCUCCUUGCUAUCCUUGGCCUUGCGCGUCAUCUCAUCAAGCCCAGAAAACUCGGUGACAUGUCUCAAUUGUCAUGGAAUCGGUAG